Messenger RNA from Pistacia vera, 3592 nucleotides. Its product is annotated as calcium-transporting ATPase 1, endoplasmic reticulum-type-like. Gene Ontology annotation, cellular component: membrane. Gene Ontology annotation, molecular function: ATP hydrolysis activity; ATP binding; P-type calcium transporter activity. The coding region runs from base 178 to 3369 and encodes 1063 amino acids. The transcript is spliced from 9 exons. NCBI's taxonomy places the organism in Eukaryota, Viridiplantae, Streptophyta, Magnoliopsida, Sapindales, Anacardiaceae. Gene Ontology annotation, biological process: calcium ion transmembrane transport; intracellular calcium ion homeostasis. The record is from RefSeq and is a predicted model, not a curated record.
GCUUAAAGCCUUUGAAUAGCUCGCUCUUUAUAUUCGCUAGAUCUCGAUUGGUUUCUUUCAGAGAGACACAGUUGCCAAAACGUUUUCUCUCUAUUUAUCUGGUAAAAGUGUGCAAAGUGUUUGGUUUUGGUUAAAUUUAUUACAGAGCUGGAUUUCUAGCGCUGAUAUUGGUAGUCAAUGGGAAAAGGGAGCCAAGAUUAUGGUAAAAGGGAAAAUACUGAUAGAAAAUCGCCAAUUCAAGACGAUUUUCCAGCUUGGGCUAGGGAUGUUAAAGAAUGUGAAGAGUAUUAUGGAGUAACUCGCGAAUAUGGGCUGUCAAUUGCACAAGUUGAGAAGCAGCGAGAGAAAUUUGGGUAUAAUGAAUUAGAGAAACACGAGGGUACAUCAACCUUUCAGUUGAUUUUAGAACAAUUUAAUGAUACUUUAGUUAGGAUUUUGUUAGUUGCCGCUAUUGUAUCAUUUGUGUUAGCUUGGGUCGAUGGAGAUGAAGGAGGUGAGAUGGGUAUUACAGCAUUUGUGGAGCCUUUGGUAAUUUUCUUGAUAUUGAUUGUGAAUGCAAUUGUGGGUGUUUGGCAAGAGAGUAAUGCUGAGAAAGCAUUAGAGGCUUUGAAAGAAAUUCAAUCAGAGCACGCAACUGUGAUUCGUGAAGGGAAGCGAAUUUCAAAUUUGCCUGCUAAAGAACUUGUUCCUGGUGAUAUUGUGGAGUUGAGGGUUGGAGAUAAGGUCCCAGCAGAUAUGCGGGUUUUGAGUUUGGUAAGCUCUACUUUCAGGGUUGAGCAGGGGUCAUUGACUGGAGAGAGUGAAGCUGUGAGCAAGACUGUUAAGGUUGUGCCGGAGAAUUCUGAUAUUCAAGGGAAGAAGUGUAUGGUUUUUGCCGGAACAACUGUGGUGAAUGGGAAUUGUAUUUGCUUGGUUACACAGACGGGUAUGGGCACGGAGAUAGGUCAGGUGCAUUUGCAAAUCCAUGAAGCCUCACAGAGUGAGGAAGAUACCCCAUUGAAGAAAAAGUUGAAUGAGUUUGGAGAGGUUCUGACAAUGAUAAUUGGACUGAUCUGUGCCUUGGUUUGGCUUAUGAAUUUGAACUAUUUUCUUAGUUGGGAGUAUGUUGAUGGUUGGCCUAGAAAUUUUAAGUUCUCAUUUGAGAAGUGCACGUAUUAUUUUGAGAUUGCUGUGGCACUGGCAGUAGCUGCCAUUCCAGAAGGUCUCCCAGCAGUUAUCACAACAUGUUUGGCACUGGGCACUCGAAAGAUGGCCCAAAAGAAUGCCCUUGUCAGGAAGUUGCCUAGUGUUGAGACUCUUGGUUGUACUACUGUGAUCUGUUCUGAUAAAACAGGCACCUUGACUACCAAUCAGAUGUCUGUGACAGAGCUUGUUGCUAUGGGUUCUAAGGCUGGCACUCUCCGAUCUUUUGAGGUGGAAGGUACUACCUUCAAUCCUUUUAAUGGAAAAAUAAACAACUGGCCUGUAGGACGAAUGGAUGCUAAUCUUCAAAUGAUAGCGAAGAUUGCUGCUGUUUGCAAUGAUGCUGGUGUUGAGCAAUCUGGCAGUCAUUAUGUCGCUAGUGGAAUGCCCACUGAGGCAGCAUUAAAGGUACUGGUUGAGAAAAUGGGAUUCCCUGAGGGAUUAAAUGAUGGUUCAUCUUCAAGUCUGAAGGAUGUUCUACGUUGUUGUCAACUGUGGAAUAAACUAGAGCAGCGGAUUGCAACUCUUGAGUUUGACCGUGAUCGGAAAUCCAUGGGGGUAAUUGUGAAUUCCAGCUCGGGGAAAAAGUCAUUGCUAGUGAAGGGUGCUGUUGAAAAUUUAUUGGAGAGGAGCUCAUUCAUUCAAUUACUUGAUGGUUCUGUUGUUGAAUUGGAUGAAUAUUCAAAGGAUCAAAUUUUACGCAGUCUUCGUGAAAUGUCAACUAGUGCAUUACGCUGUCUGGGUUUUGCAUAUAAGGAUGACCUCUCAGAGUUUGCAACAUAUAAUGGUGAUGAAGAUCAUCCAGCACAUCAGAUUUUGCUUAAUCCUGCCCGUUAUUCUUCAGUUGAAAGUAGACUCAUUUUUGUUGGCUUGGUUGGGCUAAAGGAUCCCCCUCGGCCAGAGGUUCGUCAAGCAAUUGAGGACUGCAGAACUGCUGGAAUUCGUGUCAUGGUCAUUACAGGGGAUAACAAGAACACGGCUGAAGCUAUUUGUCAUGACAUCGGUGUAUUUGGACCUCACGAAGAUAUCAGUUCAAGAAGUCUAACUGGAAAAGAUUUUAUGAUUCAUCCCGAUCAGAAAAAUCAUCUACGGCAAAGUGGAGGGCUUUUGUUCUCCAGGGCGGAACCAAGGCAUAAACAAGAAAUAGUAAGAUUACUUAAAGAGGAUGGUGAAGUUGUUGCAAUGACGGGAGAUGGAGUGAAUGAUGCACCUGCGUUGAAGUUGGCUGAUAUAGGUAUAGCAAUGGGCAUUACCGGGACAGAGGUUGCCAAGGAAGCCUCUGAUAUGGUGUUAGCAGAUGAUAAUUUUAGCACUAUAGUUGCUGCUGUUGGUGAAGGCAGAUCUAUCUACGACAAUAUGAAGGCCUUUAUCAGGUACAUGAUAUCAUCAAAUAUUGGUGAGGUUGCCUCUAUAUUUUUGACAGCUGCUUUGGGCAUUCCAGAAGGCAUGAUCCCGGUCCAGCUUCUUUGGGUAAAUCUUGUUACUGAUGGUCCCCCUGCAACAGCCUUAGGAUUUAACCCUCCAGAUAAGGAUAUUAUGAAGAAGCCCCCCAGAAGAAGUGAUGACUCAUUGAUCACUCCUUGGAUUUUAUUCCGAUAUCUGGUGAUUGGAUUCUAUGUUGGGUUAGCAACUGUUGGGGUAUUCAUUAUAUGGUAUACACACGACACGUUCUUGGGCAUUGACCUGAGUGGAGAUGGCCAUAGUCUUGUGCCCUACUCUCAGCUUGCUAAUUGGGGUCAGUGCCAUUCUUGGCAGAAUUUUUCAGUGUCACCCUUUACAGCUGGCAGUCAAGAGUUCACAUUUGAUGUGAAUCCGUGUGAGUAUUUCCACUCUGGGAAAAUCAAAGCCUCCACUCUCUCCCUCUCUGUAUUGGUCACAAUUGAGAUGUUCAAUUCCCUUAAUGCUCUGUCUGAGGACUCAAGCCUGUUGACAAUGCCCCCAUGGGUCAACCCGUGGCUCCUUUUGGCUAUGUCUAUUUCAUUUGGCCUACACUUUUUGAUCCUUUAUGUGCCAUUCCUUGCUCAAGUAUUUGGUAUUGUUCCUCUCAGUCUGAAUGAAUGGCUCUUGGUCUUGACUGUUUCUUUACCAGUGAUUCUAAUUGAUGAAGUUCUCAAGUUCAUUGGGAGGUGUACAAGCGGGUUAAGAUAUUCUAAUGCUCGCAACUUUUCAAAACGCAAGGAGGAGUGAGUACCCAAUAAAGGAUCCUAGUCUGAGACGUUGAAAAUGCCACGAACUUGGACUGAGAUCGACUUUUUUAACUUUUGGGCAUCAUAUUUAACCCUCAUCCUGUUUAUUUGGAAAGGGUAAUGUUGGACCCAGAAAAUUUGAUUAGAUUGAUUAAAUAGAAUUUGUAAUAGUACAAUUUACAUUAUAAUUUUCCUCGAUUAAAAGUUUCCAAAUCUUUCAAGUC